Molecule: messenger RNA, 615 nt
Organism: Entamoeba dispar SAW760
Lineage: Eukaryota; Evosea; Mastigamoebida; Endamoebidae
Exons: 3
Coding region: 1-615 (204 amino acids)
Source: RefSeq, a predicted model, not a curated record
AUGGAAUAUUAUUUACAUUCUUUUUUACAAUUACUACAGUGUUUUAAAAAUCAAUUAUCAAGACUCUUACCUAAUAAUAAAAGUUCAUUAACAAAAUGGUUUGAUGGAAUUAAUUCAUUUAAUAUUGGAUUUAGUGUAUGUACUAUUGUAUCAAAUAUUGUGUUAUUAGUUUAUUGUGAAAUAUUAUGGCAGUAUCAAGGAUGUUUUGUACUUGAAGCAUCAUAUACAUCUACAAUAUUUGAAAUAAUGUUUGGAUUUGAAUCAAGUGUUCAUUUUCUUUUAUGUGGUAUAUCAAUGAUAUUUUUUAUUCUUCAUUUACAUGAAAUAUUUAAAACAUUUAUUGAUGUUGAAUUUAAAAAGAUUAAAAGAAGAGAAAUGAUUUGUAGUUUUAUUCUUGUAUUUUCUUUCUUUUGUCGUUGUGUUUUUAAUUUAUUAUUUAAUGGUAUUGCUGUCACUAGAAGUGAAGUCCUUGAAAAAGAUGUUUAUGAUUAUCAUAGAGUCUAUGAAGAUUAUAGAAACCAAUUCCUUAAUGGUCCAACUGACUGGUUUAGUAUUAUUGUAACAGCAAUUACACCAUUGGUCACAAUGCAAAUGAUGGUAGACUAUCCUUUUUAG